GAUCAAGAUAAUGAUCAAAUAGAAGAAAUGGGGAUGUCCUCGGAUCAUCAACCAAGUCUUGAGCAAAUUCAAAGAGUUUAUUAUACUAGAGGUUUAGAAGAAUUAGAAAGUUUACAAUUAUUAGACUUAUCUCCUUUAGCAAAUUGGAAAUUAUCAUCUUUUAAGCAAGGUUGUGGGUUGACUCAAUUAAGAGAUGAUUCUCCUGAUACUUUGUGGCAGUCUGAUGGUAGUAACGGUAAUCAAAACUCUUCAAAUAAUGGAUUAAAUAAUAAUCAGUUAAGUAAUCCUCAUUCAGUAACAAUUCAAUUUUCUAAAAAAGUUUCUUUAGAAAGAAUAUCAAUUUUCACUAAUUUUUCUCUCGAUGAAUCUUAUACUCCUUCUAAAAUAAAAAUAAUGGCUGGUAGUUCAGGUUGGGAUUUAACUGAAGUUUGUACUGUAAAUUUUAAUAAGCCUAUUGGUUGGUCUCAUAUUAUUUUUAAUGGUAUACGAUCAGAUGGAGUUUUAAAAUGUUUUAUAGUCAAGCUAAUAAUCUUGGCUAAUCAUCAAGAUGGUAAAGAUUCUCAUAUAAGAGCAAUAAGGUGUUUUGGUAAAAAAUCUUUGAAACAACCUAAUAUUACUAAUUCAAAUUCAAUUUUACCAAAUAAUACUACUGAAAUUGAUGCAAGUAUGUUAAGUGGGUUAACCAACCAAUCAGGAAUUCUGUUGAAUCAUCGUAAUAAGGUCUCUGAAUUAGAUGAUGAUUCAAACAAAAUCUUGGGUAAUGUCGAUGAUAUUAUUGGGUUUAAUUCUGGAUUUCAAAGUAUUGAAUUGAAAAGUGUUUCAUCUAUUCGU
This is a messenger RNA of Hyphopichia burtonii NRRL Y-1933, 831 nucleotides long. Its product is annotated as anaphase promoting complex subunit. NCBI's taxonomy places the organism in Eukaryota, Fungi, Ascomycota, Pichiomycetes, Serinales, Debaryomycetaceae. Gene Ontology annotation, biological process: protein K11-linked ubiquitination; anaphase-promoting complex-dependent catabolic process. Gene Ontology annotation, cellular component: anaphase-promoting complex. The record is from RefSeq and is a predicted model, not a curated record.